Molecule: messenger RNA, 528 nt
Organism: Naegleria gruberi
Lineage: Eukaryota; Heterolobosea; Eutetramitea; Acrasida; Naegleriidae
Exons: 1
Coding region: 1-528 (175 amino acids)
Source: RefSeq, a predicted model, not a curated record
AUGACUGAUCACGCUGAAUUAUUCAAACCAAAGACUGGAGGCUUAGCUUUCAAGAGAGCUGCCAAUGAACUAUUCGAAUACACCAUCGUUGAUGCUACCAAUGCCUUGAAAAGUUACAAUAGCAAAAUGAUUCUCCUCAUUGACUGGGAUUCCCUUUCGAAUAUUCCAGCCGAAUUAAAGUACAAGUAUGGAGAUACUGAUAAUGAAGAGAAAGCUCUCGAUAACAUUAUGAAAUUCCUCAAGAACUCCUCCAGAUUGAAGAGUUUGGGUGAUUUAGUAAUUUGGGAAUUCGUCCAAGAUUCGGAUUGUAAAGAAGCAUUUCAAGUAUUGGACAAGUUGAUUUUCAGAGUUGUUCAUAAUGAGAAUGAUAUGGAUCAUUCUGGUGCUCAUGGAUAUACCUAUCAAGUUAAAGGAAGUGAAUUGAUUGUAACUUUGGAAUGUAAUGUCACUCAAGUUAUUCAAUAUCAAUAUGAAGGUUGGACUGUUGACAGAUUUGAAGAAGUUAAAAAGUUGAUGGCUUGUUUCUAG